AUGCAGCACCUGGGCCCACAGCCGAGAAACAGGACCAGAGCCACAAUUAGCAGCGACAUGGCUAAAACUGAGAGCAGAGCUGAUCCCAGCGGGAAGAUCUACAGACAACUGUUCGACGCACAGACGCUAAACCUGUCUUUGCUGGCUAACCGGCGCAGUCUUUGUGAUCUGCGGUUGCGCCUGAAUGUGGAGAACAUAGAUGGGGCAAAUACUCUCCACCAGAAAUGGGAGCACUGCCUGGAGCAGUGGAGGACCAGCAGAGUCCAGCAGAUUGUACAGAACUUUGGUAAAUUAUUUAGCAAUGAUUUUGGUGAUGAGUUUCUUUCUGAGCAACCAGAGUUUUCUGCACUCUAUCAGAGUCUGAGAGAAGUGAGUGCCAAACGCUGUGAGGUUGUGAGCAAACUGAGUACGUUGACCCCGCCCACCUGUACCUCUGUCCUGGUUUCUGAGUGGUAUGAGCAACUUAAAAGCUUCAACCUUCAAAUUGAUGACCUCUAUACGGAUCUUAUAAGGAACAUUCGGAAUUAUUAUGACCAGAUGUGGCAAGAGCGCCUUGAGGAGGUUCACCGCUGUGAGGAAACAUUGCGGAAUUUGGGACUCUCAGAAGCUCAGGUCACAAACAUUGUACAGUCCCAAUGCUUACCUCUCAUGGGUCAGAAUCAGAAGGAGGUUGACCAACGAUUGGCUGCACUGGAUGUGAGCUGUGACUCUGUGUCCCGCCAUAGUCUCUCACUUAGCAGUUUAGUGUUUGGGAUAAUGCAGCAGGCAUCAUCUCUGUGGGAGGUACACUGCUCCAAUCUCAAAACUCUACAAACCAAAGUCCAACGAGACGUAGAGAAGCUGAGACGGUUGCAGAACAAAGAGCUCCAGAGAAAAACAGUCCACUUGGAUGAGCAGCUGCGCAUUCUGCGACAAGGGAGCAACGAAGAGGCCUUGAAUGUAUCUCUGGACAAUGCACUAUUGGAGCUGCAGAGGAUCCAUGACAGCUGUAGAAAGCAUCUAUCGGACCAGCAGACUGUGUUGGACCAACUUCCUUCUCUGUAUCUCUUGGAGCUCCAGAACUACAGCAGCCGUCUCAGUGCGUUCUUCCAGCUCAACAUCACCUAUUCCCCGAGCCUCAAAGAAUUCAGCCACUUAGAUCCCAGUCUAAAAGCUGCAUUUAUCCCAAGUGAAGCGAGCAGUGAAAUAAACACUAAUGCUGCACAAUAUCAGAUGAGCACUGAACUACAGGAUUUGUGCGACAAAAGCAAUUCUGUGGAGUUUUCAUCAUCUCGGGGCCUUACUUACACUGGGCCCGCAUUUACAUGCCCUGUACUCAAAGAGCCUCUUGAUAUCAGACAGCUGGAGGCAUUUCCUGUCGUGCUUCUCUCUGAGACACUCACCAGGAUGAGGAGCUUGUACGUGGAUAACAUGGAGCAGCACUUCCAUGACAGUGUCCUUUCGGCCCUCUCUCUGCUCUCCCACUUCCGACUGGAGGCGCUCACUGUGCAGGAGAUAAUGCUGCAGCAGUUCAGUGCCCAGCAUGUCCGGCAGCACAUUUUCCAGCCACGUCUAGCUGAGCUGCAACUGCACUUAAAUCAAGUGGACGUUCACUGUGAAACAGUGUCCCACACUCUGUCCUCCCUGAACACGGACGUGAUGGACCUCCUGGAGGCUGUGAGCCAGAAGAACCAGACCUUCUUGAGUACAGUGUCCAGCUUUGAAAACUGCCUUCAGUCUGUGGAUAGCCUUCAGCGAUUGGAGAGCCUCAGUUCCAAUCUAAAAAACUAUCAAGAGAAUCACAUGACAGAUAUCCAAAUUUCUCGAUCCAGCUUCAGAAAUAGUGCAGAGAUUCAAAUGGAGAAGCUCAAACAGACCACGAAACAGCUUUGCUGCUCCUUCAGGCUUUUCAUGGAGGGAGGGGACAUGAGUCCUUAUGAGAUUCAAAUAUUUCAAAAGAAGUUGAAAAAGGAAAUGGAAAAGAUAGAUGCGGCGGAGGAGUCCAUCCAUGGUCAGCUGGAGGCCUGCCACCCGAACAGUUUGCAGCAGGUCAGCGAGGUCUGCAGUCUGCAGGAGAAACUGACCUGCCUCAAGUCAGAGUUCAUUUUUGUGGAGAAGACCCAAAGUAUUCUUCGUAACAUUCUCGUCAAGAUCAAGGCUGCGGCUGCCACAAGCAAUCAUCUGCAGUCUGACAUCAGCAGCAAGAUUCAUGAGUUACAGGAUCUAAUGGGAAGUAAAGAGACACAGGUGCAGAUGUGCCAGGUGCAGGCGUUAUCCAUCCUCUCUGGCCUCAGUCAGACGCUGCAUCAACAGGCUCAGUGUCUUCAUGUUACCCUGCGCUCUCAGCAGAAGGAUGGCCUGCAGUCAGUGGGUCCCUCUCCCUGCUCUGCGCUGCAGCCCUAUGGCCUCGGAGGUGCACUGCACGAUGACCCGUUGCUGGGCGUCAUCAAAUCUCUUAACAGAGACAGAACUUCUGCCUCUACUCAAACUGCACAGAGGGGAGGAGCAGCAGCAGUUCAGAAAAGAGAGGAGUGUCCAGCAAUCAGGAGAGGAGGCAGAGCUCGAGUGAACUGGAGGCUGCAGAUGUUUGGGCCCAGACCAGAGCCUGAGCAGGACCCUCUCUCUUUCAGCUCCAAAGUGAGUGCCCUCUUGUGGGAGGCCAGUGAUGCUCUGAUGCUGACUGCUGAGCAUCUAGAGAAACUCAAGGCCGAGAUGGACAAAAGGAAGCAGAAGUUUGACCAGACUUUAGCUGAAACUGAGAGAGACAAGAAGGAUAUUGUAAGAUGGCUGCGGCUGUGUAUAAGCGGCGAGGCUCUGCAGGCACUUCGGCUCAAAGAGGAGCACCGGCAGCAAGCCAUUAAAAGGUCCAUCGAUUGUUUUGUCGGAGCCCAGACGGAGUGUUUGCAGCUGGCCGGAGAGACCUUUGUGACCUCACUGGCCUCUCUGACAGAACAACUGCUGACUUUGUUCGACCUGAUAAUGACAGUUGAUGAAGAAAACACAGCGUCGCAGCCCUCUGAAGACGCAGCUCACAGGCCACAGACGGGCAAAAGAACCUGGCAGGGCAUCCCGUCUUUCACUUCAUCUGUCGUCGAGACAACUGCUACUAUCACCACAAACAAGUGCACCCGUGGACACGAGGGCGUUAUCCAAGAAAGAGACUCUUCUGUCAAGAGGUUUGAGGAGAUCUAUAGAAAUGAACUGCUUGGGAUGGACUCCGACAAAAACAAGAGACAGGAGGAAAUGGAAAAAUGGAGUGUCCACUGGAGUCAGCAGCUGCAUGUACUGACACAUCAUCAACACUGA
Knipowitschia caucasica is the source of this 3285-nucleotide messenger RNA. NCBI's taxonomy places the organism in Eukaryota, Metazoa, Chordata, Actinopteri, Gobiiformes, Gobiidae. The record is from the annotation of a GenBank genome assembly.